UGUAAACAUCUGAUUUUAAACUUCAGUUCGCGCGCCGCAACAGCUGCUUUCAUUCCGUACUUAAACUUAAGUUCGUUCCGUGAUGUCCACCGAAAACCUAGCGCCGGAUGAGAUCCAGCGGCUGUGCCGGUUGUGCCUGACCGACGAUGACUUGCAGUGUGCGCUCUUUGGCGCGGAUUCCAACUCCAACCUAGCCCAGAAGAUCUUGGAGUGCACUUCCAUUCAGAUUGAAAACAUUCCUGGCGUACCGGGAUUUCUGUGCGAGGUGUGCAAAUCCAAACUGGUCAUUUGCUCGCAGUUUAUUUCACAAUGUUUAAAGACGGAUGAGAAGAUUAGACGGAUUUAUGCGAAGCAAUUUGAGCAGUUUGCGAAAUCGCACGUGGAAAUUGUCAGCAAAGAAAGCAGCCAGAUUGAAAUACUCGAUUAUUUCGUGGAAGAUCCAGCUUCUUCCGAGGCGGACGGAAAGCAGGGCUUUCUAAUUGAAGUUAUAGAAGAAGCGGAAGAGCUUGAAGAGUCGCAAAAUGAUCAGAAAGUGACUGAAAUCGAGCUAUCACUGGAUGAAAGUUCAGGGCAGUUGGUCAACCUGGAGCAGGAGGCGAAUGACCCCUCCUGGGAACCUCAGGUUAUGAACAAAAUAAAUUCAGCAGAAAUUGAAUUAUCGGAAGCUCCUUCGGAGAAAGAUUGCGCUAAGAAAGUGCAAGAAGAGUCUUUUUCUGAGCAAGAUAAAACUUCAACCCCAAAUAAUAAAUCCAAACAUAGGCUAAAAGGCAAAUGCACCAUUUGUGGAGUUCCUCAACAAAACAUGAAACAGCACAUGGCCGUUCACACCGGCAUCAAGAAACACAUCUGCCAGUUCUGCAACAAAGCUUUUGCCCAGCGAGGAAAUUUAACGAUCCAUCUGAACAUUCACACCGGAAAUAAACCCCACAAGUGUGACCAAUGCACGAAGAGCUUUGGCGAUCCGACCGCGCUAAAGCUGCACAAGGUGAACCAUACCAGCGAGCUAAAGUACCAUUGCACCAUUUGUGGGUGCAACUUCAAGUAUCCGCACUCGCUGAAGAGUCACAUCCGGAGCCACAAUAAUGAACGGAACCAUGCGUGCUCGUACUGUGAUAAGGCGUUCAUCACGGCCAACGUCCUAAAGCGUCACAUCCGCACCCACACGGGUGAACGACCCUACCGGUGUGACCUUUGCGCCAGAACGUUCGCCUCGGAUUGGAACCUGGCAACGCACAAGAAGUCGCAUCACGACAUCCAGGUCACCAGGUGCUCCUCCUCCUCCGGCCGAAGACCGUCAUCAUCAGCUGCCAGGUCAAAGCCGAACGGGCCGCCGUUUGGGUGCGAUCUGUGCAAGUCCAGCUUCCGGCUCAAAGCAAACCUCAAGAAACACAAGGCGAUUCACGAGAAACAGAAGCGAUUGGCCGCCGAGAAGUAACGCGAGAAAAUUUGAAAUAGAAAGCGUAUUUUGUUAAGGAUGAAAUGUGUUUUUAAAAGUUUUUGUUAUUGAUGACUGCCACAGAAAAACCCAUUAAAAAUCCCAAAAACCCACAACUAAAGUGACUUUAUUUGCCCAACUGUUGGCACUCUUCUGUUGACACAAUGAAUCUCCAAACCCAUUUCGCAUAUAACCGGUCUAACCAGCACACUCCCACGACGUUUCGUAAUGUGGGAAGAAGGUCGGAAGUUGAUGUAUUUCGCUAAAACGUGACAACCUCUUCACCGAUGAUGGCGCGCAAAAAUUUUGCCCUUGAAAAUUUCAACGCCUGCAGAAAUUAUCUGUGCGUAAAAA
Messenger RNA from Culex pipiens pallens (northern house mosquito), 1789 nucleotides. RefSeq names its product zinc finger protein 501-like. Gene Ontology annotation, cellular component: nucleus. Bases 83 to 1435 code for a protein of 450 amino acids. The transcript is spliced from 4 exons. Gene Ontology annotation, biological process: regulation of transcription by RNA polymerase II. Lineage: Eukaryota; Metazoa; Arthropoda; Insecta; Diptera; Culicidae. Gene Ontology annotation, molecular function: zinc ion binding; RNA polymerase II transcription regulatory region sequence-specific DNA binding; DNA-binding transcription factor activity, RNA polymerase II-specific. The record is from RefSeq and is a predicted model, not a curated record.